Messenger RNA from Malus domestica (apple), 3344 nucleotides. Its product is annotated as multiple C2 domain and transmembrane region protein 6. The record is from RefSeq and is a predicted model, not a curated record. NCBI's taxonomy places the organism in Eukaryota, Viridiplantae, Streptophyta, Magnoliopsida, Rosales, Rosaceae.
GCGAUCCUUCCAUUUCACCAGACAAUAUUCUCUGAGCUCUGAGCUCUCUCAACUCCGCCGAGCUAGCCAUGGCCAAUACUAAACUUGUGGUGGAAGUUCACGACGCAAGCGACCUGAUGCCGAAAGACGGCGACGGUUUUGCGAGUCCCUUCGUGGAGGUAAACUUUGAAGGGGAGCGGCAGCGGACUCAGACCAAGCCAAAAGAUCUCAAUCCUAACUGGAACGAGAAGCUCGUCUUCAACAUCAACGACCGUUCUCACCUCCCCCACAAGACCGUCGACAUUGUCGUUUACAAUGACAGACAAACUGGACACCAUACGAACUUCCUCGGCCGAGUCAGAAUCUCCGGCGUCUCCGUCCCUUUCUCCGAGUCUCAGGCCACCAUCCAACGGUACCCGCUCGAUAAGCGCGGUGUCUUCUCUCAUGUCAAAGGCGAUAUUGCCCUCAGAAUCUACGCUAUUCAAGAUUACAUCAACAAUGGCGACUUUGCUCCAACACCAGCACCACCCCCACCUACACUAAAUGAUGAAUUUGUUACUAAUAGUACUGGUGGUGCUGCUGGGACUACUCGUCCUCCUCCGCUGCAGGAAAUCAAUACUAAUAGGAUCGUUGAGGAGAUUCAUCACCACCAUUUUGGGGGAGAGAAGAUCAAGAAGAAGAAGGAAAAAGAAGUGAGAACUUUCCACUCCAUCGGCACUGGGAUGGGUGGUGGUGGUGGCGGCGGCGGUGGUUCUCAUCCUCCUCCUCCAAUGUCUUCGGGAUUCGGAUUUGAGACAAUGAAGGAGAAGGCGCCCACCGUUGAAACAAGGACGGAUUUCGCUCGGGCGGGUCCUGCCACGGUUAUGCACAUGCAGCAGCAGAACCCGGAAUUUUCCCUGGUGGAGACAGAUCCACCAUUGGCGGCGCGGCGGUACAGAGGUUUUGGAGGGGACAAGACCUCGAGCACAUACGAUCUGGUUGAGCAGAUGCAUUACUUGUACGUGAGUGUGGUGAAGGCAAGAGAUCUUCCAACCAUGGAUGUUACAGGAAGCCUUGAUCCUUAUGUGGAGGUGAAGCUUGGCAACUACAAAGGGGUGACCAAGCAUGUGGACAAGGACCAGAACCCUGUGUGGCACCAGAUUUUCGCCUUCUCGAAAGAGCGCGUGCAAUCCAAUUUGCUUGAAGUCACUGUCAAGGACAAGGAUUUCACCAAGGAUGAUAUCGUGGGGAGGCUACAUUUCGAUCUCAGCGAAGUCCCCCUUUGCAUGCCGCCUGACAGCCCUUUGGCUCCUCAGUGGUACGGGUUGCUGGACAUGCACGGGAACAAGGUCAGAGGGGAGCUUAUGCUUGCUGUUUGGGUAGGGACUCAGGCCGAUGAGUCCUUUCCCGAUGCUUGGCAUUCCGAUGCACAUGACAUUAGCCACGUCAAUCUCGCCACCACUCGAUCAAAGGUUUACUUCUCCCCCAAGUUAUAUUACCUUCGAGUUCAAAUUCUGCAAGCUCAGGAUCUUGUUCCUUGGGAUAGAAACCGCCCUUUGGAUACAUAUGUCAAGGUACAGCUUGGGAACCAGCUGAGGGUCUCAAGGCCUUCCCAAGUGCAUACUAUUAACCCCGUUUGGAAUGAUGACCUCAUGCUCGUGGCCUCCGAGCCUUUCGAAGAUAUCUUAGUUAUAUCAGUUGAGGACAGGGUUGGUCCUGGAAAGGAUGAGAUAUUAGGGAGGGUGAUUCUUUCGGUUAAAGACCUUCCGCAGAGAAUUGACACUCAUAAGCUCCCGGAGCCGAUAUGGUUCAAUCUCCACAAGCCUUCAGCAGCUGCUGAAGAGGAAACUAAAAGACAGAAGGAGAAGUUCUCAAGUAAGAUUCAUCUGCGCCUCUGUUUAGACGUGGGUUAUCAUGUUCUUGAUGAGUCCACACACUUUAGCAGCGAUUUUCAGCCGUCGUCCAGGCACCUGAGGAAAUCAGGCAUUGGAAUUCUUGAGCUUGGGAUCCUGAGUGCCAGAAAAUUUCCAGCUUUGAAGGGAAAUGAGGGUAGGACUACUGAUGCAUACUGCGUGGCCAAGUAUGGAAACAAGUGGGUGCGAACCAGAACGCUUCUCGACACUCUGUCUCCUCGCUGGAAUGAGCAGUAUACUUGGGAAGUUUAUGAUCCAUGUACUGUAAUCACCAUCGGUGUUUUCGACAAUUGCCAUACCAACGGAAGCAGGGAAGACUCGAGAGAUAAAAGGAUUGGGAAGGUGAGAAUUCGAUUAUCGACUUUAGAAAUUCAUCGAGUUUAUACGCAUUUCUAUCCCCUGCUGAUCCUCACACCCUCGGGUUUAAAAAAGCAAGGGGAACUUCAGUUAGCAUUGAGGUUCACUUGCUUUGCUUGGGUUAACAUGUUAGCUCAAUAUGGAAGACCAUUGCUUCCAAAGAUGCAUUAUGUCCAGCCUAUACCUAUUAGGCACCUUGAUUGGCUCCGCCACCAAGCAAUGCAGAUUGUAGCAACGAGGCUCGCCCGUUCAGAGCCACCGCUCAGGCGGGAGAUUGUCGAGUACAUGUUAGACAUAGACUACCAUAUGUUUAGUAUGAGGAGAAGCAAAGCCAACUUCCACCGCAUCAUGUCGGUUCUCAGCGGGGUCAUGACUGUCUGCAGAUGGUUUAAUGACAUUUGCAACUGGAGAAACCCGAUCACAACGUGCCUCGUCCAUAUCUUGUUUGUGAUAUUAGUUUGCUACCCAGAACUAAUAUUGCCCACAAUUUUCCUCUACCUCUUUGUGAUUGGUAUAUGGAACUACCGGCUCAGGCCAAGGCACCCACUUCACAUGGAUGCUCGGCUUUCGCAGGCAGAGGUUGCCCACGCGGAUGAGUUGGACGAGGAAUUUGACAGCUUCCCCACGGGUCGGCCCGCGGACAUUGUGAGGAUGAGGUACGACAGGUUGCGUAGCGUGGCGGGCAGGGUGCAGAUGGUGGUUGGAGAUUUGGCAACCCAAGGGGAAAGAGCACAAGCAUUACUCAGCUGGAGGGAUCCGAGAGCAACGGCAAUCUUCAUCAUCUUCGCGUUGAUCUGGGCCAUGUUGAUAUACGUUACUCCGUUCCGGCUUAUAGCAGUGCUGUUCGGUAUCUACCUUCUUCGGCAUCCACGGUUCAGGAGCAAGAUGCAUUCUGCACCAGUUAAUUUCUUCAAGAGAUUGCCAUCCAAGUCAGAUAUGCUACUAUCUUGAUUAUUUGUAUAUUCGCCUAAUUCUCGUGAAGAAAAGGUUGUUUAGUAAAUAAACCAAUCAAAUAAUAGCUGGAGAGACGAUGCCAUAACGUGCUUUUUUCUUGAUCAAUUGUUGAAUACGUACAUUGAAAUUUUAAUAAAUAUGCAAGUAUUUUUUGAAAAAGCA